Messenger RNA from Coccomyxa subellipsoidea C-169, 843 nucleotides. RefSeq lists its product as hypothetical. NCBI's taxonomy places the organism in Eukaryota, Viridiplantae, Chlorophyta, Trebouxiophyceae, Coccomyxaceae. The coding region runs from base 1 to 843 and encodes 280 amino acids. The transcript is spliced from 9 exons. The record is from RefSeq and is a predicted model, not a curated record.
AUGGAGCUUGGGCAUGGAAUACUUGGCUUCCAUCCAGUGCAGCAAUUCAACAGGUACAAGGAGCUCAAGGACUCCCUUCAGAAGGCCCUGAUUAUUGAUGGGACAGACACAGAAGAAGAUGCAGAAGUUGCCGCCAGCAGUCAGCAAACCUCUGCUGAGGAAGAAGCGUCGCCAGAACGGAAGGCUGUACUGGACCGACUGGAAGGAGAGGAGAACCCUCUGGCAGCUGGCCUCAAGGUGGAAAGUAGCUUGAAGAUGGAUCAGGAGCUGACAGCUUUGGCUCCAAUAUUUGAGAUCAAGGAGGAGGAGAGGGUGGAGAGGGGGAAUGAAGAUAAUGACAGUGCUGCCCCGAUUGCCAAGGGCCAUUUCAAAAUCUUGGAAUUUAGCAAGAAAGGCAGCGCGAGGGCUCAGAGACUCGAGCAGGACGGGCUUGCAUCACCUGCUGACCUGGCCAAAAUACAGUCAGCAUGUGCACUCGCGCUGGCACGGCUUGCCACUCUGUGCAUUGAGCGGCUGCUGGCACUUGGGCGCAGCCUGUUGGCACAUGCGCGCAGCCGCCGCCCAGCCGAGGACUGCAUCGAUUGGCCCCUUGAGUCUGCCACCUCAGCAGGCAUGCUGAGGGCUGAGGUGCUGCAGAUGUUUGUGGCAAUUGAUGACCUGGCGCAUGCUUACAUGGCUGCUCUGCCCAAGGCUGCAUCGGGGACGCAAGGAGGCAGUGCAGAGGAGAUGAGAGGAGGAACAGUUGACCAAUUGCUGAUUGGCCCGGAGGACCAUGCAGAUCCCUCAACAGAGACAGAGAAUUCGGGUGGCACUGUGGACCAUUCAGAAGAACAGGCCUGUUGA